CUGUUGAAUCUUUGUCUGACUCAAUUAAUUAUUAAAAUUUUAUUUUCGUAAUAUUUUAUCUGACUAAUAAAAAUUAUUUUUAUUUAAAUUUUUGGAGUGUCACAGUUGAGGCCAGUGUCGUUGGAGGCGCCGGCCGUAGGGACAUUUGCCGAUUGCCUGGCCUUCAUCAGGGCCAGCCUCCUUUCCAGCUGGGCGAUGACCUCGUCCCGGGGAUCCCUGGCGGCCGCAGCGGCGCCCUGCUGAUUCUUCAUGCGCUCGUCAUGGGCCGCAUUGAUCUGGUGGCGCACGUCGUCCUCGUGCAACUUCCCCUUUCCCUUGUCCAGGCGGGGCUGGUCCGCUGUCCGGGACACAGACCCCAAGCUUUCCCUUGGCGAGCCAGGACGACGCUCACCAAUCCGCCCUGCCAUCCUCUCCGAAACCGGACGACGACGCGUGUCACCUAGCCUAUUGAAGGCAGAGGCUUUUCUACGCGCUGGGGUCUGCCCAGGCCGAAGAGGGGAAGCGGGGUGGGAGUGGGACGACGCCGUGUCCUGGGCCAUCACCCCCUCAUCAUUGCCUAACCUGACGGCCAACGGUUGGGGCUGAGGAGGUGGAGUGACAUUCCCCCCGGUCCUUGGCAAGAGUGCACUGAGGACGGUGGGGUUCUGGGCCAAGCUGGCGAUGAUGACCGACAACGCGGCCUGGACCUGUGGAUCCACAGACGGAGAAGCUGCGGCCAUAGGCUGGGCCAGGGCGUGGUCUGUCUUCUCAGCUCGUUUCUUGUCCAGGCCGAUGCAGGCAUCAGGGGCUCCGCCGUUGAGUUGGUUGCGGAGGUCCGUCGUGAGGUUGAUGGCCUCCUGGAAGACGUCUCCUCCGCCGACCUGGUCGGCCGUGGCGUCCUCUUCAUGUUCCCUGGUCUCCUGGUCCUCAGGGAUGGCCUUGCUGACGAGGUUGCGGUUUGACUUAGUUCUUCCCAUGAUCAGUGGUUAGCUGUGCUUGGUAGCGACGAAGGGUGCUAACUUGAUUGUUCUAGCUCUCAACGAGAGCACCAAAUGAUAGAGUAUAUGUCUAGAGAGAAGUGAGAGCUAGAGAGAAGUGCAAGAAAUGCUUCAAUAGAAUGAUUUUCUAACCCCUAUAACUACCUCCAGAGGAAGUAUUUAUAGGAAAAAUACGGGCUGGGCUCCCAAGCCUUGGGCUUGGGAGGCCCAUUUACAACUGGACCGCUAUUGGGUCGAAUACAGAGUCACUGGUGGGCUAUAUGAAUGAAUAAGUGUAAAAUCCGGUUCUGUGAGACUUCCGUGGCCGACGAGGGUCUUGGCCGACGAGGGCACGGCCGACGAGGGCGCGGCCGAUGAGGACACCCUGGUUCCUCGGCUUCAGGAUCAUAUUCUGAGUUGGUUCUUCUUCGGCCGACGAGGGCACCGCGUAGUGGCUGUGCUUUCUGUUCUUCUGAGUAUGUGGGUCCUGGGGCCUAGACCCAUAUACUCCAUCAUUUAUAUAUGUGUGUGUAUGCAAUAUUGAUGUCAUUUGAAAGAUCAUAAAACGUUAUGACUUUUGAUAUAUUUUUUUUGUAAAAAUUGGAGUACAAAAAAUUUAUAGCACUUGAAAAAGGGGUAUUUUCUUAUCCCCUUUGUCGAUCCAAAUGAGUACAUUGCCUUGAUUAAAAUGAAUAACAUUGAUUUAUUACAUGAUUUAGUAGUAGUGAUAACAGAAUUUUGAUUAACCAAUAAGAGGUUGACACUUCAUUCAUUUAUAAUUCAAUUUUAUUUUAUAAAAAUAAUAUUUUUUUUAUUUUUAUAUGCAAUAUUGGUGUUAUAUGAAAAAUUAGAAAAAAUUUAUGGUUUUUGAUACAUUUCCUAUAAAAAAUGGAGUACAAAAAAAAGUCAGCACUUUUUAAAAAACCAUUUUUUUUUACCAUUUCUCCAAAUAAGUUGGCGUGAUCAAAAUGAAUAACAGUGAUGCACCAACUGAAUAGCAGUGAAUGGAGUGAAGUUGGAUCAAUUAAAUGUUUUAGUAGUAGGGAUAACAAAAUUUUUAUUAACUAAUAAGAAACUGACACAAUAUUAAUUUACUCCGUAUAACUCAUUUUUAUUAUAUAAAAUAAUAUUUUUUAUUUCUAUAUAUGCAAUAUUGGUGUUAUAUGAAAAAUUAUAAAAAAAUUGUGAAUUUUGAUACAUCUCUUAUAAAAUUAGAGUACAAAAGAACAUCAUAGCAUUUUAAAAAAGAAAAUUUUUCUCUAAUAGAAUUAUUAGAGGCUUAGUAUUGUACUUUACAUUAAACUCUCUUUAAUAUAAAUAUAUCUGCUAGGGCUCAUUAGGGAGUAACUUUUUCCAUUAUUCUUACAUGGUAUCAAGAGCACAUUAAUUUUUUCCCGAUCCUCUCCCUCUCACUAAACCCUAGCACAGCCGCCGUAUUCCCUUUGGCGCCACCCCAUACUUCACCGACCUCCUGUUCUCUUCGGCGCCGCCCACCGCAGCACCAUGUCAUCCUCGACUUCCAUCUUCAGCACAACGGCAACCACUGCCCAGCCACCUUCAACUGCAGCGGCUACUUCCGUCACCACCGUCGGCGCUCCAACAUCUUUUGGAUCGCUGCCGGCAAUCACCUCUGUCUCUUCCGGUGUGACGUUCUCCUCCAACUUUGCAUCGCCAAGUCGGGUCUCUAUGCCAUAUUCCUUGUUUCAAAAUGUCCCGUCGGUGUUCCCUUGGUCGGCUCCAAUUCUUGUGCAGGCAGUCCCGUUAGAGCCGCCGCCCUUCUCGGCAGGUCCUUCCUUUGUUGACCCCACGUUCGUCGGCUCACCUGGUGUCUCCUCUGUGAUCCCUCCCUCUCGCACACCAGCAGGCAACCUGACCGGUUCCCUUCUCACGGAUCUGGCUCAAACCAUAUCUCAUGUGGCCACCAAUGUCACAAAUAUUGUGACUACUAAACUUUUGGCGGUGGAAGAUUACACCACUUGGAGGACACAAUUUGAAUCAUUCCUGGUUUCACAGGCUCUACUUGGCAUGGUUGAUGGCUCCAUUCAGGUACCUCCUGCUUAUUCCAUAGAUGCUCUUAACCGUCAAAUUCCCAAUCCCGAAUUUUCAACUUGGUUGAGAAUUGAUCAAACAAUCCAUUCAUGGUUAUUUGCAACCCUAUCUAGGGAUGUACUCAUCGAUGUGCGUGAUUUAAAACAUUCUUGUGAAAUAUGGGAACAGUUAGAGUCUCGCUUUAUGUCUGCCAGUUUAGCCAGGUCUAUGGAAUUAAAGCGUUUUUUUAAUCAAAUCAAAAAGAAACCUGAUCAGUCCAUGGAUAACUAUUUGAGAGAAAUUAAAAUAUUAGUUGAUGAUCUUGCCACAAUCAAUUGCCCUGUGCCACCUCGGGAAGUUUUAAAGACUACUAUUAUGGGACUGGGACCUGAGUAUGAAUCUUUAUUUACUACUGUGUCCCAGUUUCUUCAAAAUUUCCCGUUUGAAACUCUACGUAAUCAUCUUCUUGAGCUAGAGCAGCAGGUUAUUUACCUACGCUCCCAGGAGUCCCCAUCUUUCCAUCAGGCUUUCGGCGCGGCUGUUUCAUCACCUGCUCAACCUUCGGCCCCGAAGCAUUCCAGUUCGUCUUACCCGGUCGGGCAGCAGGGUCACCCGGUCGGGCAUCAGCGCCAGUCCGACAAUCAGCAACGCGGACGAGGUCGCUGUCACGGGCGAGUCCGCGGCGGCAGGGGGCGAGGUCGCGGACAGCAGCAGGUGGUGUACUGGUAUCCUCAGGGGCAGUGAGCUUAUUUACCCGGAGGGGGUGGUCAGCCGGGUUCCCAUGCAGGGGGUGUGACAUCUACGGGACAAAGCAUCGGGGGCAGUACUUCUGCGAGCUACCAGUAGUGGACCACUUUAUCCUAUCCGUCUACCGUCAUCCUCACCAUUAGUAUUUGCUUCCGUUUUAGCUUCUGGCUCUGUGUGGCACCGUAGAUUAGGUCACUGUGGUGAUAGCAUCUUACAGUUUCUUAAGAGAAAACAAUUUUUAUGUAGUCAUUCUCCUUUUACUCAUGAAUGUGUGGCUUGUCGUUUAGGAAAAUCACAACGUUUGUCUUUUGUGGAUUCUAGUCAUAAUUCUAUUUUUCCUCUUCAAAUUAUUCAUUCCGAUGUAUGGCAAUCUCCUGUAUUUUCAAAUUUGGGAUUCAAGUAUUACGUGUGUUUCAUUGAUGAUUUUUCUCGUUAUACUUAGAUUUACCCUAUGCACCACAAAAGUGAGGUUUUUAUGCACUUAAAAAAUUUUAAGACUUUGGUUGAAAAUCUUUUUAAUCAUAAAAUUAAAAUUUUUCAAAGUGACGGAGGGGGUGAAUUUGUUAAUCAUAAUAUGCAGCAAUUUUUCUUGGCUAACGGAAAAUAUUUUCGAAAAUCAUGUCCUGACACACCCCAACAAAAUGGGGUUGCUGAGCGCGAGCACCGUCAUCUACUUGAGUUUACUUGGACUAUGCUUCUUGAAGCCUCUGUUCCGAGUAACUUUUGGGUAGAUGCCAUUUUUACUGCUGCAUAUAUUAUUAAUAGAUUACCAUCUCCUACCCUAAAUGGCUUAUCACCG
Messenger RNA from Cuscuta europaea, 4530 nucleotides. NCBI's taxonomy places the organism in Eukaryota, Viridiplantae, Streptophyta, Magnoliopsida, Solanales, Convolvulaceae. The record is from the annotation of a GenBank genome assembly.